AGACUGAUACAGGCCGCGGGGCCAUGAGGAUUCUCAGCGCUCAUUUUCUCAAGCACUCAUGAGUGCUUUUGAGAAAUCCUCGUUCUCAGCGUUUGUCGAAUCGGAACAAAAUCGGUUUUGAGAAUCUUUGAGAAUCUUUGAGAAAGUUGACGAUGCAGCGAUCGGCUAACUGAAAUAUGACCUAUUGUGCUAUUUGUUUUUCGGUAAUCUUUUGGAAAAUGUAUUCAAUGUUUAUAAUUGAAAAAAAAAUUAAAAAAUAUGCGAUCAAAAACAUAUUUUCUAUUUAAAGCUCCAACUAAAGCUUGAGUGGCAAUAUUAGUUUCUCAGAGUGAGAAAAACUGACGACGGCCACGGGCUCGCGUCUGAGAACAAGUUUUGAGUGCUUGAGAAAUUGAUAUGAGUGCUUGAGAACGUUUUCUCAGCUUGACAAAGCCCCGUGGCCCCGCGGCCACAGACACUCAAGCUUUAUUUAGAGCUUUAAAUAGAAAAACAGUUUUUAAUCGCAUAUUUUUUAACGUUUUCAAUUAUAAACAUUGAAUACAUUUUCCAAAGUGAUUUCCGAUAAACAAAUAGCACAAUUCUCUAUAUUUCAGUUAGCCGAUCGCUGCAUCGUCAACUUUCUCAAAGAUUCUCAAAGAUUCUCAAAACCGAUUUUGUUCCGAUUCGACAAACGCUGAGAACGAGGAUUUCUCAAAAGCACUCAUGAGUGCUUGAGAAAAUGAGCGCUGAGAAUCCCCAUGGCCCCGCGGCCUUACAGAAGCUAAACAUUGGGGUGACGGGACGACUCAUGAUAACGAGUAGUGGUUACACGCGCGAGUCGGAAAGUUGAAAAUCGUAGGCAGCGCAAUUCGCUAUAAAAAGGGCUGGGCUGGCGCUGCAGGGCCUUUUUCGACGGAAAAUUUCUGUAGCGUGAACAACCACUAGAAAUGAGUAAUAUUUUGGCGUGGGUUAAUAAUCCGCAAAGUACCACUUACUUUGUUAAUAAUAUUAACUCUUUUCACACACGACCUAAAAAAGACUCACAACACAAUCCGAACGCUACAUUCCAAAAUAUUAUUCGAACUUUUCCGUGCUAAUUAAAAAAGACUAACCGAGUGAAAGUGAGUGCAGUGAAAUGUUCGGAGCUAAUGGUGAUAACCAGGAGACGGGAGCCGACUCGAUGGCGGGACGCGUUGAAGUCCAAGCCAACCAAGCAGCGUCAUGGAGUGAGCCAGGCCCCUCGACUGCGGAAGGGUCACAUCGGGCAUUGACCCCAAGGGUCAUUGACCAGCGAGAUGAGCGUCAUUUGCGGUCACCGCUGCCCGGUCCUUCGAGGAUAUCUUUCGUGUCGCUUUAUGAUACGCAGGACACGCCUGAUCAGCGUGGGAGUGUUGGCUCGGCGGCGGGACGCGCUAGCGUUCACGCUGAUCAAGCAAUGCCAAGGAGCCCCAUCACGCCUGUUAUGUCAGAGGUAACGCAACACGGUAUAAGGAACGCGAACAGUCGCCGGGUUGAAUCACAAACACACACACUACCGAACGAAAAUACCGUGGAACGCAUUUUCACUAACGGUCAUCGGGAUGAGCCACCGUAUCAGGCGCCAUCGGGCGAGUACCAAGCGUACUUAGCUGCGAUACCGAUGGAGUCGGCCAUUGCAAUCGUACAAGGUUCGAUUUCCCGAAAUGCCGAAUUGGUUCGGAAAAGGAUUGAGGUUGAAAGAAGGCAGAUUGAGUUGAGGAAGAUGGAGCAGCAUGCGUGAUAGUGUUCAGCGGCCUAAAGCCGAGCAGUGGGUAACCGCAACGGAUCGCUUCGGUGUGGCUUCAUCAUUCAGAGGGGUACCUGAAACACCCCAAUUCGCGAGUACAGUCAACGUACCACCGCCGUAUGAUUUUCAGGGUUACUUACGAUUCCCAGACUACUACACCUGGAGGAGAAGUCACGAUAGCGCGUAUCGUAGGGCAUCGGUUAUCCCGCCGAUGGACCACACUAUACCACCACAGCAUCGUACGCGAUCGUAUAGGGCUCCUACCCAGUACGCGAAUGUUAGCAACCUGUUGGAAGUACAGUGGUCGGCCCGACUGAGUGGAAACGUGACUUAGUUACCAACGUUCAGUGGUGAAUCGCGAAAAUGGCCCAUGUUCAUCCGCAUGUUCGAGAAGUCGACGGAAGUUUACGGGUUUACCGACGAGGAGAAUCUGCUACGGCUGCAACGAGUCCUGAAAGGAGAAGCAAUGGAGUCAGUUGGUCAUUUGCUACUGCUUCCGAAUAGUUUGAAGGAUGUCCUUGAAAUGUUAGAAGCGCAGUACGGGCGACCGGACCAAUUAAUAGAGGCCACGAUCGAAAAGAUGCUGAAGAUGCCCAUGCUGAAACCAGACUGCCUACGUUCUCUGGCUAAGUUCGAGUUUGCAGUGAGAAACCUCUGUGCUACGAUUAAAUCGCUGAGGUUGCCGGAGUACGCCUAUAGCGUUGCGCUGCUCAGGGAGCUUGUGAGUAGGCUUCCGUCCGAACCUGCACGUGAAUGGGCGCGAUACAAGAGGCAAUUCGGGUGUGGUAGUGUUACCGAUUUUGGCAGAUGGAUCAGCGAAGUGGCACGAGACGCGAUAGAUGUCAGUGUGGAGCCACUGCGCCGUGUGACGAACGAGCGUAAGGAAGAACCCGGCAAGCGUAAGCAGAAUUCUCAGCAACCGCGUCUGCCUGUUCGAGCUGGCCGAUCAGGAAAUCAGCCCCCUCGAAAAACAUACUGGAACGUGCACACGUCUCGGUGUUCGGAGCCUCUACCGGUUGCUGCGGCCACCAUCAAUACAGUGUCGCCACAAUGUCAACUGUGUAAAGGUACGUGCAGCUCACUUUCGCAAUGUAAACGGUUUCUGCACUUUUCAGUAGCAGCUCGAAGGAGCCACGUGAAGGAAAAAGGUCUGAGCAAGAAGUGUCUCGGAAGACAUAGGACUGCUGCUCGAUUGUAACAGCGUGCGGCGUAAAAGGAUGCAUCACGUCCUGUUGCACAUCGCAGCGCCAGAUGAAGAACGCGCUCCAGAGGUUGGUUCGUGCCACACGCAUUCAGGAACCGUAGAUUGCGCUCUUUUAAAAUACGUGCCGAUCAAGACGUAUGGACCGCGCGGUGAGGUCGAAACAUUUGCCUUUAUGGACGAUGGUUCCUCUGCGACGUUCAUCGAUAGCUCGUUGGUAGAGGAACUAGGGCUAACGGCACACCUGUGCCGCUUUGUAUCCAUUGGACCGGCGGAGUGACGCGUCAAGAGAACUGUUCCGUGCGCCUUAACCUCGAAGUAUCUGGAAGAAACGGGACCCGUAAGUAUGACCUGAUCAACGCGAGAACGGUAAAAAUGUUGGGGUUACCUAUGCUGGGGACCAGUAUUCGCACCUGAGAGGGCUGCCAAUCGCCUCUUACAGCAACGUGCAGCCUCGUAUUCUCAUUGGUGUCGACAGUUGUCGAGUGACCAGACCAUUGAAGACGGCUGAGAGGAGCGAACACGAGCCAGUCGCCUCGAAAACGCGUUUGGGAUGGAUUAUUUACGGCCCGUGUCCGAUAGCGGAGAACGUGCCCGGAGCAGUGUAUAAUAGUUUCCACGUGUGCCUGUGCGACGGAGUGAGUGCGGAGCUGUUGAACACCGAGGUGAAGAAGAUGUUCUCCCUGGACACCAUUGCUGUUGAAAAACCAACUAGCGUGUGGCGCUCGAAAGAAGACGACAAGGCGAUGGCGAUUCUAGAAAAGGAAAUGGUGUUGGUUGGUGAUCAAUAUGAAUCGGGACUGCUGUGGAAAGCGGAAAAUAUUCGACUGCCCUGUAGCAAAGCGACGGCUUUGAGACGAUACCACUGUCUGAAACGGCGUAUGCAGGAGGAUCCAGUACUGGAUGCAGCGGUACGAGACACGAUACGGAAUUAUGAGAAGAAAGGCUACAUCCGUCGCUUGACGGAAGCUGAAGCGGCUGAACGACAUCCCCAAGUCUGGUACCUGCCAGUGUUUCCUGUAACGAAUCCAAAUAAGCCAGGUAAGAUUCGUUUAGUGUUCGAUGCUGCCGCUACCGUUAACGGUAUCAGCCUUAAUAACAAUCUUCUCACUGGACAGGAUCUUACGGCUAACCUGUUGGAGGUGCUGUUCAAAUUCCGGGAGUUUUGCGUGGCUGUGGUCGGAGACAUCCGCGAGAUGUUUCAUCAAGUGUUGAUAAAGCCGGCCGAUCAGCGAAGCCAGAUGAUAUUCUGGGAAGGAUAUGCUGCCAGUGACGAACCACAACGCAGAGCGGUUCGAGUCGGAGUAUCCACGAGCGGUGAACGAACACUACGUCGGCGAACAGAAACGAACACUACGUCGACGAUAUGCUGUUCAGUUUCGAAACGGAACAGGAAGCGAUUUCUCUGGCGGAACAGGUGCGAUACAUACAUUCUCAGGGUGGAUUCGACAUACGUAACUGGAUUUCCAAUUCGUCACGAGUCAUGGAACGUGUGCAGACCAUCACUGAAACAGAAAAGAGUUCCAACAUGGGUAACGAGUUCAGUGCGGAAAAGGUGCUUGGUAUGUGGUGGGACACCCUUACGGAUACCUUUUCGUUUCGGCUGUCCAAGAAGUUCAGGGCAUCCUGUCUGGGGGACAACUUCCAACGAAGCGAGUGGUGUUGCGGACGCUAAUGAGCAUUUACGAUCCGAUGGGACUGGUGGGACAGUUCCUCAUGUUCCUGAAAAUGUUGCUGCAGGAAAUUUGGACAAGUGGUUAUGAUUGGGAUCGUGAAAUCGACGGUCAUAUUGCGGAAAAGUGGUUUACCUAGCUAAAAGUAUUGGCGAAAAUUCCGCAAGUGACGAUCCCUAGAUGUUACCGUCGUGUCACCUCUACCAGCGCUAAGAUCGAGCUACAUAUUUUUUGUGAUGCGAGCGAGCACGGCAUGGCUGCCGUGGCUUACUUCAGGUUCGAGGAGGGCGGUGUCAUCGAAUGUGCUCUCGUUGCGUCAAAGACCCGUGUUGCGCCACUAAAUUUUUUAUCAAUUCCCAGACUCGAGUUGCAAGCAGCAGUACUAGGCGCGCGACUGAGCAAGGCGAUCAUCCGAUCACACCGUCUGGAGAUUCAUCGCACCACGUAUUGGACGGACUCAAAAAACGUCGUCAGCUGGCUAAAUUCCGAUCACCGACGCUAUCAUCAAUUUGUCGCCUUUCGGAUCGGAGAGUUGCUUGAGACGACAUACGUGCAACAAUGGCGAUGGCUACCGACGAAGUACAAUGUAGCGGAUGAUGGAACCAAGUGGGUGAAAACCCCCGAUCUGUUACCCGACAGCCGUUGGUUUCGAGGUCCUUCUUUCCUGUGGGAGCCUGAGUGCGAGUGGCCCGCGGCGGUGCAACCUGUUCACGACACAACUGAAGAGCUUCGGGUAAGCGCGUGCCACCAUCAAACUGUCGACAAGGGUGUCGAAGCAGGUGGGUUCAUCUAGUUCGAGCGAUUCAGCAAGUGGAGAAGGCUUUUAUGAGCCGUUGCACAUGCUAUCCGCUUCAUUUCUAACGUCCAGAACAGCAUCCGUGGAACAACGAAACAACUGGGACCCCUGACGCAACCGGAACUGGCCGAAGCAGAACUUAUUGUGUUCAGAUCGAUCCAGCAGGAGAGCUACCCCGAAGAGAUCCGAUGCCUGCGACAAGACGAAAGGAAACACCCGUGGCAGACAGGCAUCAAGAAAGAGAGUACAUUGUUUAACACUAGAACCGCCGAUGGGACUUUUUUGUCCCAUCGCACUCGAAAAAGGCACUGUAAUCAUAUGACGGUGAUUAGUGAACUUCGGCAAAGAUACUGGAUCCCUUGCCUGUUGAGGACGUACCGGCAACUGCGCAAAGCAUGUCCUACCUGCCGAAAUUGCGAAGCAACACCCAACCCGCCGAUGAUGAGCCACCUACCCGACCCCAGACUGGCCUUGGGACAGCGACCGUUCACAUAUGCUGGGGUGGAUUACUUUGGGCCUCUCCUUGUCGCGGUAGGACGACGCGUCGAAAAAAGAUGGGGUGUCAUCUUCACGUGCCUCACCGUUCAAGCGGUGCUCCUAGAGGUAGCGCACACCCUUAGUACCGGAUCGUGUAUCGCUGCUGUUCGCCGAUUCAUCGCCCGGCGCGGCGUUCCCCGCGAGAUCAUCAGCGAUUGCGGGACGAACCUAGUGGGAACAACACGAGAGCUACGGGACGCGAUUGCCGGUGUGGACCACGAGGCGCUUAUCACAGAGUUCUGCAGUCUAGAACUGAAGUGGACGUUCAAUCCCCCGAGAGCACCACACUUCGGAGGCUGCUGGGAGCGUUUGGUGCGAUCGGUGAAGAAGGUGCUUGGACAUCUUAACCUUCCCCCCGACCGACUGACGAGGUGCUCGAGACUGCGCUGGCUGAGAUCGAGCUGAUCCUAAACUCCCGGCCUCUUACGUACGUUCCGGUAGAUGACGCAGCAGCCUCUUACGCCAAACCAGAUCCUGCUUGGAACAGCAGACGGAAUUAAGCCACCUGUGGCUUACAGCAGCGGCAGCGAUGCGGUCAACUCGUCCUGGAAAGCAGCACAGCAUAUUGCGGAUCUGUUCUGGAAAGCGUGGGUACGAGAUUAUUUGCCGGUGCUUGGGAAACGAACGAGAUGGUUCGAAGCGGCGGAACCGUUAGGAGUAGGAGAUCUCGUUCUAAUAGUGGAUGAAAACUUACCGCGCAACUGCUGGCCUAAGGGUUUGAUCGAGGAAGCAAUUCAAGGAAAGGACGGCCAGGUGAUACAGGCAGUAGUAAGGACCGUUAAAGGUAUAUAUAAAAGACCUGCUACAAAAAUCACAAAGCUAGAAACAACGCGUGGUGAUCGGGUUUAGGAUAAAAGGGACUUUUUCUUCUUCAUUGGCACAACAACCGUUGUCGGUCAAGGCCUGCCUGUACCCACUAGUGAAGUGAGCUUGGCUUUCAGUGACUUCUUGUUACCAUAGCAGGAUAGUCAGUCCUACGUAUUUGGGCACGGUCUAUUCGGGGCUUGAACCCAUGACGGGCAUGUUGUUGAGUCGUACGAGUUGACGAUUGUACCACCAGACCGGCAGGAUAAAAGGGACACGUGGAACAAAAACGUCAGGAGAUAAGGCAAUGUUUACAGUGCAGGAGUGAGAUAGCCUCACUGCGGGAGGGAAUGUUGGAGAACGUAAACAUUACAGAACGUAAACAUUGGGGUGACGGGAUGACUCAUGAUAACGAGUAGUGGUUACACGCGCGAGUCGGAAAGUUGAAAAUCGUAGGCGGCGCAAUUCGCUAUAAAAAGGGCUGGGCUGGCGCUGCAGGGCCUUUUUCGACGGAAAAUUUCUGUAGCGUGAACAACCACUAGAAGUGAGUAAUAUUUUGGCGUGGGCUAAUAAAACGCAAAGUACCACUUAUAA
This is a messenger RNA of Anopheles coluzzii, 7349 nucleotides long. RefSeq lists its product as uncharacterized. Lineage: Eukaryota; Metazoa; Arthropoda; Insecta; Diptera; Culicidae. The coding region runs from base 3620 to 4708 and encodes 362 amino acids. The record is from RefSeq and is a predicted model, not a curated record. The transcript has 2 exons.